This is a messenger RNA of Saccostrea cuccullata (small rock oyster), 509 nucleotides long. RefSeq lists its product as uncharacterized. The transcript is spliced from 2 exons. The record is from RefSeq and is a predicted model, not a curated record. The coding region runs from base 34 to 435 and encodes 133 amino acids. NCBI's taxonomy places the organism in Eukaryota, Metazoa, Mollusca, Bivalvia, Ostreida, Ostreidae.
CUGGUGUUUCCCAGUGUACUGAAAUAAGAAAACAUGAAGUUCUCUCUGGUCUUUUUGGUGAUAGUGGAUAUUUUAGUGACAGUACAUUCCCUGGGAGAGUCGUGCACAUCCUCCGCGGACUGUGGAGACACAGAAUGCUGUGUUGCAGAAGACAGGCGCAUGCGCCGAUUCAUUUUCGGGGCAUCCAAAGGCACUUGCCAUGCACGCCGAUACCAAGGGCAGACUUGCCACGUGUUUCUUGUCCACGAUUUUGGUAAUCCGAAUAUGUUUAUGAACUAUUGUCCGUGUGAGGAGGGGCUGACAUGCCGCGGGGAGACGGUGGAGGUCCACGGCGGUCAGCACGUGCAUCACAAUCCCAAAUGUAUACCCUCAGCGGAAGUCUCCACUACGCAGGCUCCAAAUCCAACUUCUCCCCAAGUCACAAUGAUUUUUUGAUUUAUGAUGUACAUGUACAUGUGUAUCUAGUUUUAGGUUUAACCUGGUUUUGAAUAUUGUCAUUAACAUCAAUA